AUGGAAGAAGGAGCCGUCCCAACACCCUCCGAGCCCCCUCCGCUCCCGUACUCGUUGCACACAAGGAAGAAGUCCAUUGCGUUCUUCUGGACUAUUUUCGUGAUCGAUACCUUGGCUCAGCCGUUGAUUCUGUAUUGGUGUCUUUGGUACCUCACCGAUCUAUCGCCCAACAUCGUCUUCUCGAUCGUUACCGCAUCGCUUGGAGGAGUCUCGGUCUUCGAAUACUUCUACCGCCUUCAUAAUUUAUUCCGCAAAAGCUCACGCGCCCGGCCCCUGAACUCCCGCGUAUCAUGGCUGGAUUUCUUCCAAAUCAACUUCACCAUCGUGUGGUUGAUUCUGGCCGUCGAAUUGAUCGUUGGAUCGGUACCUGAAGAACCAUAUGUACGCCUCAUCGCCAUGGUCCUACCAACCGUCAUGUUCUACUUCGGCAUCGUCUACCUUUCCCUCGACAUUUUCCGUAUGAUGGGCUUCAAGGCUCCAUUCCGAAUUUCUUCCACGCCCAAAGGCUCUGUUAUGCCAACUGCAUUGUACGCGCUUAUUGAGGACGUGGUAGCAGUUGACGGAGGUGGUGGACAGAUGUAUCGAUAUGCGCUCCGAAUUCGAUACCUAUCGAGUCCUUAUUUUCGCCGUAUGCUCUUUGAAAUGAACUGUUUCUGGAGUGGAGGGUCCAUCAUCUGCGCUGCCGCCAUUACCGCCAUUGUUUUCACUGUCCAGGAAAACGUUGCGUUUACGUUGGGCUGGUCCCUUCCGUUUGCCUGGGCUAUUGUGUGGACCUUGAUCACAAUUCCCUGGGUUAAGAGUGACCUGCGUCGUGAGAAGCAGGCGUGGGCCGAAAACCGUGGACAAGGAGGCAUCCGUUGGGUUGACGAUAUCAGCGCGCCCACUGCACGUACCCGCUUCGAGUCCGUCCAGGCUAAUGUCUGGCCCUGGACUCGUGAUAAUCAUCACCACCAUCCCUCGGCACCAUCCGAAGGCGUGGAGAAAAUAUCCGAUGAUGUCCCCGGAGUCUCCAAUGGAGCCCAUGAUGUCUCUAACGAUGCCUCCAGAAAUUCCCCUAAUGAGGCGUCUCACGUCACCGAUGGAACUUAUGAUGGAGCAACUCUUGGCUCCUCUUCCAAUGCCGAACCAUCUACGGAGAAAUUAUCCGUGUAA
Molecule: messenger RNA, 1152 nt
Organism: Penicillium roqueforti
Lineage: Eukaryota; Fungi; Ascomycota; Eurotiomycetes; Eurotiales; Aspergillaceae
Exons: 6
Coding region: 1-1152 (383 amino acids)
Source: RefSeq, a predicted model, not a curated record